Rotaria sp. Silwood2 is the source of this 2369-nucleotide messenger RNA. The record is from the annotation of a GenBank genome assembly. NCBI's taxonomy places the organism in Eukaryota, Metazoa, Rotifera, Eurotatoria, Philodinida, Philodinidae.
GCUUUAUAGUCGAACCGCCUGUCUAGUUUGUUUAUCUGGUUCAGUGAUGAAUCACGUUUGACUGUAAGCUACGUUAGAGCCUGUCGGGCCCAUAGUUUGCGGAUCCGUUCAAACCACACUUCGAUUAUCAAUAAAAUAUUCUAAUCGAAAUUGGAGAAUUAUCUCAAAAAUAGGGUGUACUUUUCUUCAGCUUUGCAUUCAGUUAUCAGCCACCUUACACAUUUGUCAGUCAACUAAAGCCUCUCGUGCUCUUGGCUUAUAUUUACGAAGAUACCUUGCUUUUACCGUGCUUUUUAAAUGAAUGCCAUGAUAACAGAAAAACUUUUUUUCGAAUUCCAACUUAAGACAGACCUUAGCAUAAGUUGUUUAUUGGGAAUGUUUUAGAUUUUGUCGCUGUUUUUAUCUUAAGAUAUAACUAUGGCAAUAGCGUUUCUUUUAUAUCGUCCAUUUAAACCGGCAUAUUUGAUGCCAUUAUUUAUGGACAGGAGCAAAGCAAAAGUCCUGAAACUUUCACAAUAAACUACUCUCGUUAAGGCUUGAUCUCAAAUCGAAAUUCAAAAAUCAGUUUUUCUUCUACCACGGCAUUUAUUCGAAAAGUGCAGUACUUCUACAGGCACGGACUCUGUUUUUGAGAUUAUUCAUAGCUCAUAUAAGUCUACAUAAUGAACAUGCUCUCGGCUCAAAAGCGAUUUAUCAGUUUAAGUGCAAUCUUCGUGAGUUACUAUUCGUACGUUCUAGUUGAUUAUGAUUCUUAUCCUGCAUGAAUCGGUGAUUAAUCUAUUAUUCUUUGAUUCAUAUUUAUCAUUAUCAUCAUAGUAUGAUAGUUAUUGAAAUGUCGUUAUCAACUAGUUUCAUGAAACUCAUUAACAAUAUAUGUUAAUAUUAUCUUUUUAUGUAUUCUCUAGAGAUACAUAACCGUUUCGUUUAAUCAUGCCAUUGUAGAAAGACAAUCGUCUACUUGUAUUGAGUUAUCAUCAUAAUCUUAGCAUGCAAAAACUUGAAAGAUCGUGAUGGGAAAAUUAGACUUAUCAAUGAUAAUUCUGUUUGCAUCCUAGUUACAUAUUUAUUCUUCCAUUCAGAUAUUUAUGGAUAAAGAAAUGCUUAUACCAUGAUUGAAAUAAGAUAAUUUAUGUUUAUUUGCGCAUUUAUGGAAAGAAUUUUAAUAGAUCGUUUAAAAUUAGCUGAGUUUUACGAAUGAAACCAAAACUAGUCAAGAGGGAUAAUAAAAUUAAAAGUUUUUAAUCUUUCGUGGAAGCACGAGUACAUUGUUUAUUGAAACUUGAAUCUAUAGUUCUAUAAUUAAGAAAUAAACAGUGUAAUAUGUCAUUUCCCGUUUCUGUAUGCUAUAUUCAAAAAAUACUUUGUAAUUGUGAAGAAGAAAAAAGAUGCAUACUCAAAGUAUAAAGUACGCAGUUUAUGUAUCAAUUGAGCUGACUUACAGUAUUGGCUCAGAUAUAAAUAUGAAAAGCGAUCGAAUCAUAAAGUUGAGGUUUGUUCUGAAAAUUUGAUUUUAGGAUAAGAACAAUCAAAUUAAAUUAAAUUUUCUGCUCGAUACCACCAUGUUUUCAGAAGAUAUUUAUCAAACAAGGAUCAAAAAUAGCUUAUUUGUUAUCUGAAAAUUCUCUUUGUAGGAUUUCAUUCUAUUUUUCUUUUGUUUCAAAGAGUAUGCCUGGUCGUGCAAUUUGAUGUGCUCUCUUAAAUAAAUAUAUCGAAUGAAAUUCUACGCCAAGAAUUUCGGGUUGCCAAAUUAGUUUAUUUUGACUCAUGAUUGAUGAAUAUCUCAUGCAAAUAUCAUAGUAUCGAAUUGAAAAUUUGACGCUAGUCUUUCUGCUAGAGUCCAGGCCAGAUCUGUACUCAUAAUGUUCUCAAUAGAAUUUUUUAAUUCGUCUUGAUAGUCGCUUCGAACGUACGACAUACUUAUUUUCGUUUAUUUAGAUUCAACAACUAGGAUAUCCUACAUAUCUCUCAGGACCAUGGGUUCUACUCUCUACUAGAGCCUCAACAUAUCCUGAAAGUUUCGUGCGAUCGAAAUUUUCGUAAUCCAAAAUCGAUUUUGAGGGGAGGAUGAUCUUAAAAGAGCGAGUGAUCAUGAAAAUUAUAUCAGAAUAAAACUCAAACCUAAAUAUUCACUAAGCAUCUGAGUUUUUCCUAUUUUGAAAAUGUCCCUAAACUCAAUCAAUAAUCUGUAUAUGUACUAUUUAAUUUGAAAGGAAACUAAUUAACACAUUAUUUCUUAGUUUUAGAGUCAUCUAUUUGGUAAAUUAAAUCAAUCAAUUAUUGCCGAAUAUGAUUAUUCACUUGACGAUAAUCAAAUAUGUAUUUUAUAUAUUGCCAGUAAUGGUGAUUAUACACAAUUACCAAUAAUAUAA